Betta splendens (Siamese fighting fish) is the source of this 1851-nucleotide messenger RNA. Its product is annotated as kelch-like protein 42. NCBI's taxonomy places the organism in Eukaryota, Metazoa, Chordata, Actinopteri, Anabantiformes, Osphronemidae. The record is from RefSeq and is a predicted model, not a curated record. The transcript is spliced from 5 exons. Gene Ontology annotation, molecular function: protein binding. Bases 407 to 1687 code for a protein of 426 amino acids.
CCUCCGCGUGCUAAGAAUAGUGCAGCCGAGCCUACUGCUGAGCGUUUGUGGAUCACCUCUGGAUCGGCUGGAUCUGCUGCAGAACAAACUCAAAUUCUGAAGUUGGAGAACUGUCUUUUCCAGCCUGUGAUUCAUCUCAGCGUUUGUAUAGCAUGCGGUCUUACGUCUUUGCUGUCAGCUUUUCUGUUUGCCCUGUUAAAAGGCUGGAGGAAGCGGGACGAGCCAGUGGUGCAUGGGCUGCACUGUCCUUUCUUAUUAUUUAGUAGCUGGAACUUCUUCUGGUCUGUGUUUGACCUCACAUGGAGCAUUUGCAGUGGUUGUGAGAGGUGCAUAAUAUCUUUAGCCUUUUCUAGUUGUAAUAAUUGAAGAGAGUUUGGCAUUAAAAGUAGAUUCAUCUCUUGGUGAAAUGAAUCCUUUAAAGACAUUUCUUCUCAUACUCCUCAAAUGGAUAAGUGCGUGGGUGAAAAGUGGUCUUGUGAGACUGGGGGGAGCUUUUCCAGGAGUUAAUUCUUGGAUAGCACCACCAGACAGAAGACCAAGCCACGUGGACUCUGAGUGGCAAACCAAAGAGCCGCUCCGGACAUAUCGGCUCGGCGAUGGCGCAGAAACCAUGGUUACGGUCCAGACCGGCACACACGCCUUCUAUGUGGACCUCAGGAGGCUUUCAGAGUGCAGCGAGUACUUCAGGGCCUUGUCCCAGUCCAGCAUGAGAGAGACAUCAGAGAGCCUCAUCCACCUGGACCACGUGUCCUCCUCCAUCUUCCACAGUCUCCUUGAGUUCUCCUUCUGCAAUAGGUUUAAUGUCCCUCAGGGAGAGUUGGACGCACACAUACAGGUCAGCAGUUACCUCCUGGCUGAAGCCUUCCUCUCACGGUGCUUGUCCGUCCUCGCUGAUGAACUCAGGCCGGAUAAUUGUCUGUCCUACCUGGAACUGGCUCAGGAGAUCUGCUGUGCAGGCCUGAAGACGACGGUGCUCACCUACCUGUGCAGAAACAUGCUGGAACUGUCUGACGUCCUCAGGUGUCUGAACAACGAGGAGAAGGCGGAAGUCGUCCAAAUGAGGUCACAAGGGGAGCGACUCCUCUGCAGCCUUAGGAAGGAGAACCUGACGACCUGGAAAGACCCAGAAACGGAACGUGCCCGACGCGUGUUCACCCUGACGGGGUCGGAGGGCGGCGGCGUGUGGCAGCCGGUGUCUGAGCUGCCCUUCAGGGCUGAUAAGUGGUGCUUCACCACGGCCGUCCUGUAUAACUACCUGUACAUCAUCGGAGGCUAUCGGCAGCGAGUGAAGAGGGGCUGGGAGUUUAAAAUGGCUUCCUUCAGGUUUAAUCCUCUGACUCGUGCAUGGGUCACCACUGCUCCACUAAUUAAGCACAGAAGGCACUUCAGUGCAGUGGCCUGUGAAGGCUGCAUUUAUGCUGUGGGGGGCUGGUAUUUGGACUCUCUGGUCACCCCAGACUCCUGCACAGCUCUCUAUACAGCUGUAGAACGCUAUGAUCCAUGGGAGGACACGUGGAGGUCUGUGUCCAGCUGCAAACCAGCUGCUGGUUGUGUUUUGAUUACAUUGUGCAUCGCUUGCAGAAUUCCUACAUAUUAUGGCCACAGGCCUGCUAAGUGUAUUCAAAAUAUAGAACCUGGGCUUUGGGGUCAUACAAACUAUUUCCUGGUUAGUGAUGUUAUUCGUUAGAUUAUGUGAUAUGAUCCUCAGGUUUGUCUCCUCGCUGCCGCUCACUGACUUCCAGUUCACCAUGUCUCUGUCCCACGAUGUGCCCCUUGCUACAAGCCUCGGACACAACAUGUAUGUACUGGGAAGCAUCCAGAGAACGGGAGAGAAACUGCUGCUGCAGUACA